GCCCUUCGCCUCCAAAACAAAAACUCAAAAAUCCUCUGAAGAGCUUUGGCGACAAUUGGCAGUUGAUUCUUGAGAGCGCGACUUAGAAGUGCAUAUGGAUUUUGUUUGGUAUGGAAUGGAAUUAAUCACGCAAAAAGCAGAAGAAUCCAGGCAGGAUUACACGGAUUCCAAACUCAACAUUGUACAACCACGCAAAAAUGAGCAGGAAUCACACACAAACCGUUCGUUACGUUCUUUAUCAACUCCAAUUCAGCAUUUCUUUAUCCGCUUUGUCAACUCCAAUUCAGAAUUUCUUUAUCGGCUUUGUCAACUCCAAUUCAGCAUUUCUUUAUCCGCUUUGUCAACUCCAAUUCAGAAUUUCUUUAUCCGGAUUUACAUUUGCUGGAUUGGGUGUCUGUGGGUCCUCUUUUCGAGUGAAGUACAAUUUGGGUUCUUUAGUUCUAGGGUUUUCAGUCUUGAUUGAGGGGAGAACUCUGUUUGCUGAGAAUGAUGGCUUCUCCUGCUGCUGCUGCACCUCUUCCAUCACAAAAGGAGCUUGAGGAGAUGCUCAUUGAGUCUGGAAUUGAGCUCUCUACACCUCCUCCAUCCACUGGCGAGCUUCUCAGCCUCCUUGAAAAAGUUGAAUCAGAACUGAAGAGCAUAGGGCAAGACCCUUCAAUGUCGACGAGAAAUCUACUUGAGCCAAUUAAAAAAGCGUUGAUUGAAACGAAACUUCUGAGACAUUCUGAAAAAAUCAUUGAGGUUUCUGUUGCAUCUUGUAUCUGUGAAAUUAUGAGAAUAUCUGCACCCGUUCUACCCUAUGAUAAUACAGAAAUGGAGGUCGUUUUCCAUCAGAUUAUAGCAUCCCUUGAAAAGUUAUAUUUCAUUGAUAGUAACUACUAUAGUAAGGCUCUGAGAGUUCUUGAAGCGGUUGCGAAGUACAGGUUGUGUGUGAUGCUAUUGGAUUUUGACUAUGUGUUAGCUGUUAACGUUUUCCAACUGUUUCUCAAAAUCAUCAGCUUCAACCAUACCAAUGCUGUGUUAAGAUACAUGGUAGACAUUAUGUCUCAGCUCAUAGAAGAAAGAGAUGAAGUUUCACUAGAUUUUCAAGUUUCCAUUCUUGAUAGUCUCAGAAAGGAAACUCUGGCUACCGCACCUUGUUCAACGAUAUUGGGAAGCGAAGUCUUGGAAAAGUGUGCUGCCAAAUUGAAGCCUUGUCUUUUAGAAUUAAUGACAAAUAUGAACAUGAAUUUGGAUGAUUAUUCUAAAGUACUUGGCUCAAUAUUGCAUGAAGUUCCUGAGGGAGAAAACAUGGUGGAAAAUGCUGGUUCUGUACCACCUGUAGAAGGAACAUCUGCUCUUCAACUUCCUCAGGUACCACUACUGGAUGCCACUCAAACAAUGAAUAACAAUAACAAUAACCUAGAACUUGAUGGGUCAUUGAGGGCAUCUUUUGGGAUGAAUGAAAGCAAACGCUCUGAUGAAGAACCUACUAUCAAGAAGGAACAAGAGAAGAAAUCUUGGAGUUCAUUGGACAUUAAUGCAACUUCAAAUGUGUUAGCUUUGCCAGCUAUAACUGGAAAGGAGUCUGUGACUAAGCCUGAUGUGUUAGCCCCCAGCAGCACAAAAAGUCCUUGCAAAAGGGGCCAACGAAAGAAGAAUCAGACAGAUCUCACCGUGCAAAAGAGAUAUGAAGGGACUAGGUCUGCCCAGAGAAAACUUAAAGAAAAGGAUUCUAAAAAGCUUCAUACUAUUAAAGAUUACGGAAAAGAGUUGGUAGGGGCUAAAGUCAAAGUCUGGUGGCCCCGGGAUAGAAGGUUUUAUGAGGGGGUGAUUUCUUCUUUUAACCCUAAGACGGAAAAACACAAGGUCAUAUACACUGAUGAUGAUGUAGAAAUCUUGAAUCUCAGAUGUGAACGCUGGGAAUUGCUUGAAGAGGUUCCAGUCAAAGAAGGGCGUGUAACUGACUGACUUUGCUUUCUGAUGGAGUAAAGAGGAAGAGGAAGGGAGAUGAGGAC
Messenger RNA from Ipomoea nil (Japanese morning glory), 1997 nucleotides. Its product is annotated as sister chromatid cohesion protein PDS5 homolog B-A-like. Gene Ontology annotation, cellular component: chromatin; nucleus. The transcript is spliced from 10 exons. The record is from RefSeq and is a predicted model, not a curated record. Gene Ontology annotation, biological process: DNA repair; mitotic sister chromatid cohesion. Bases 487 to 1950 code for a protein of 487 amino acids. Lineage: Eukaryota; Viridiplantae; Streptophyta; Magnoliopsida; Solanales; Convolvulaceae.